Messenger RNA from Nematostella vectensis (starlet sea anemone), 1539 nucleotides. RefSeq lists its product as uncharacterized. The record is from RefSeq and is a predicted model, not a curated record. The coding region runs from base 38 to 1072 and encodes 344 amino acids. The transcript is spliced from 13 exons. Gene Ontology annotation, molecular function: RNA binding. Gene Ontology annotation, biological process: cytoplasmic stress granule assembly. Gene Ontology annotation, cellular component: cytoplasmic stress granule. NCBI's taxonomy places the organism in Eukaryota, Metazoa, Cnidaria, Anthozoa, Actiniaria, Edwardsiidae.
UUUCACUCAUUUCUAAUCGGAAAUCGCUCCAGCCAAGAUGCUGGAGUUUUUUAUUGCGAUUAUUUGGACUGUGUUCAGCACACUGUCUGAUGGUCUGAGCAACUUUACCUUUAACUGUGUUCGCUGUGUCCUUUUGCUUGCCAAAGGAGAAUCAACUCUGAACCAGAUUGAAAACAUCGAGGAAGUACCAUGCACCGCUCUGUCAGUUGUUUACCCAUCGAUUUCACAACAAGCAGCGGAUUAUGUUGGAAAUUUCUCUAAUAUAACAGUCCCGUUUUCGGCCAACCUUUCUCAAGGUUUUUCGACAAUUGCACAAUCGGAAACAUUCUUCCGCGAGACCUUCAAGAAGGUGGUGACCCUGGAGUUACUCAAACCCUCCGAAACUGCACUUAUAGUCUUCGAGAAGACAGAAGAAAGCGCGGUCGAUUAUGUUACACCCUUCUUCGCUGUGUGUCUGCUUCUACUGGCAACCUGUCUUGCAUGCGCUUGGGAUAAGGAUGUUGCUGAAAUUGAGCCAGCAAUGCCGAAAGAGCAGGUCGCCAUGGCAACUUGCCAUCUUGAAGAGGCCGUCGAGCUUGUUGCAUCUAUUACUGAGGAGAAAACACGAGCUCACAAGAUACCCAAGAACAAAAAAACUAAAGCGAAAAAAACAACAAUUCCUGUCCCGUGCCGAGGAAUUACAGGUGAAGCAGAUGGAAGCAAGCCAGAGUCGACAUGGACGCCCCCAAACUUUCACGAAGAUAAAACGGGUGGGAUUGUGACAACUAAAAAGAACAAACCGAAAUAUAGGAAGGAAGAGAAAAGUAACAUCAAAGGUUUCAAAACCGACACGCAAAUCAGUGAUCGCAAAGUAAACACGGGCGGGAGCAAGGAGCGUGUUCUUCAGCGUUGGACACCAGACGCAAGUAUUCCUGCUUCUUCGCUCAUGGAGUGGAAGCCACAGCCAACAGCGAGAAAAUUCAAGGGUUUUGAUCCCGAAGAGAUGUUUAGAAUGAACAUGGAGCGAUUCGGCGUAAAAACAUCAUUUGAUCCAUCACUUUCACAAUACACGACUCCUCUUCCUGUUAGAUAAAUCUCCUUGGCGUCGAUGAGUGGUGAUGUCACACCCUAUGUUUAUUAACUUCCCUUUUUAACCUUUGGCGUGACCACUUCUAUUGGUCCUGUUUCAAGAUGUUUCUGAUACUUUUUUCUGUCCUUAUUUGUGCUGUAAAUCGCGAGAUGAGAAUUUCAUUUCGAACGAACACUUUAGCAGAUAUACCUCAGAUAUACCUACCUAUAUGGAUAUCGAUAUUUAUAUACUUUGACGACUCAAAACCUAACCAUAGCAGAGCUCUAUAGGUAUAAAGAAAUGGUCUAGACUAUCAGUCGUUUUUACAAAAAUAUUGUCAUUUCACCGUUAGGCUUUACGCAGUAGUCUUGGUUCAUGUUCGGAACAGAAUAGAGAUCAGCAGCAAUUUACUUUGUGUAAGAGGUACCGAAAUAAAUAAAAUUGUAUAUUUUAUUGUAUUGUAUGUAUGAAUAAAAGUCAAUUUUGAUAAA